Messenger RNA from Musa acuminata subsp. malaccensis (wild Malaysian banana), 3365 nucleotides. NCBI's taxonomy places the organism in Eukaryota, Viridiplantae, Streptophyta, Magnoliopsida, Zingiberales, Musaceae. The record is from RefSeq and is a predicted model, not a curated record.
CUCCCUUCCAUUUCUAACAUUGCUUCAGGAGCUCCAUUGAAAUGGCGCGGUGGGCCACCGUCAUUCAGCUCUUCUCUCUCGCCACCUACGUUGGCCCUGUCGUUGAGAAGAUCACCGAGAAGGCCGUGGAGGGCGGCGUCAACGGCCUGCAGUGGGUCUGGGCCAACCUCGAGGCCCUCUUCGACGUGGAGGCUGAACUCGACAAGCUCCGCCGCACCGCCAAGCGCAUCAGCGCCAUCCUCAAGGACGCCGAAGAGACCCGCUUCAUCGAGGACCAGACCGUCCGCGAAUGGCUCUCCGACCUCAAAGACUUCGCCUUUGACGUCGAGGACCUCGUCGACGAGUUCCCGACCGUCCUCGAUAUCGCCAAGCUCGAGAAGGCUCGUCUCUCCCCUGGCUCCCGGAAAAGGAGGCGGCCGUGGGACAUUCUUCCUCCUUGUCUCACUUGGGUCUACCGUAAAUGGACGAUCUCGGUAAAGAUCAAGGAGAUCAAGGAAAAGUAUGAGGAGAUCAAGCAGCGCAGGAAUGAUUUCCAGUUAAGAGAGGGAGAAUCGAGGAGGAGACGACAAGACAGCACACAACAAACUCCUCAACAUUCUGGCUCGCUUCGUGGCGACUCUCUAGUUUUGGGCUUGGAGGAGAAGAAAAAUGAUAUUUUGAAGCAUUUGAGUCAGGGCGGCGGUGUGAGUGGCGCCCCUAAUUCUUCCCAAAGAGAGGGGAGAAGUGUGCCUGUCGUUGCCAUCAUCGGACCAGGAGGAAUCGGGAAGACAACUCUGGCCAGGCUUGUCUUCAGCGACGAGGAAAUCGAAAGAUCUUCUUUUUUGAAGAUCUGGGUUGGUGUUUCGCGCGAUUUCGACGUGUGUAGGAUCACAAAAGAGAUCAUUAAAUCGAUCACCGAAAAGAGUUGCUGUGGUUUGAGCUUGGAUUUGCUGCAGCGUAAGCUUCGGGAGCUGGUCCUCGGAAAGAAGUUCUUGCUCGUGCUUGAUGGUUUGUGCAACAACGACCUUUCGUUCUGGGACACGUUGCAGGCUCCUCUGAUGGUCGGAGGCGAAGGUAGCAGAGUCCUGGUCACCGCCCGGAGUGAGCAGGUUCUGACAUACAUGCGCCCACGCCCUUCGUCCAUAAUAUGGUUGAAUGAGCUGGGUGAAAACGAUAGCUGGCUCCUGUUCUGCAGCUACGCAUUCCGACAAGCACCUACCGAUCAUGACGUUGGUAGAGAAAUUGUGAGAAGGUGCCAUGGUUUGCCCUUGGCAAUUAUCUCGAUCGGUGGCCUCUUGUACUCCAGAACUGAAGAAGAGUGGAGGAGUAUCCUCAGCGACAUACCAGAUCCAGAAGACGAAGCUCAUGGCAUCUUGUCGACAUUAAAGGUAAGCUAUGACUAUUUGCCCUUGCAUCUGAAGCAGUGCUUUGCAUUCUGUUCCAUAUUUCCUAAUGGUUAUGAGUUCGACAAAGAGGAAUUGGUAGAGUUCUGGGUCGCAGUGGGCUUAGCCAAACCUAGGGACGGCAGAUCAGCAGAAUAUAUUGGGUAUAAGUACUUUGAUUCUCUGCUCCGAUGGUCAUUUUUCCAGGGUUGUAAUGGUCGUCACCACCAGAAACAGAAGUACAAAAUGCCUGGCCUAAUUCAUGAACUAGCACAAUCUGUUUCUGCACAUGAAUGUCUAAGAAUCGAGAAUGAUGCAUCAUUCAGUGAAUCUGAGAAUGCACGCUAUGCAUUGUCAUGUAACUUCCCCAUGGAGCUUCCAAUAUUUCAGAAGUUAUAUCAGAAUAAGAAACUUAGAACAUUUAUAUUGCUCGGUGAAAAUGGCACUCCCACAAAGCAGGUGCCGCGUGAUCUUUACACGAACCUAAGAUGUCUAAGGGUGUUAGAUUUGAGGAGAAAUGAGUUGACAGAAUUGCCAGAUUCGAUUGGAAAUCUUAUUCACCUGAGGUACCUUAACCUUUUAGGUACUCAAAUUGAGAGGUUGCCUGAAUCAUUGAGCAGCCUCUACAAUCUGCAACUGCUAGAACUUGGUGACUGUAAGAAGCUUGUGGAGCUACCCAGAGGCAUGAGCAACUUAAUUAAUCUACGAUAUCUGGGUCUGCAUCUAGAUUGGGAAAACUGUAGACAUAGAUGGAGUGAUAUUGUUAUGCCACCAGGACUUGGCAGAUUGACUUCUCUGCAUACUCUUUCAAGGUUCUCAGUUUCCUCGGAGAGCGGAGGCGGGAUAAGUGAACUGAAGGGCUUGAAACUUCGAGGAGAAAUUUGCAUCUCAAAGCUUGAAAUUGUUGAUGUGAGGGAUGCCAUGGAGGCCAGUUUAGGUACCAAACAACAUCUCGAAACUAUGAUGCUGCAAUGGACUAACUGCAGAAGCCCUGCUUCACAAAGUGGAGGUGGAAGGGAUGUGAUCGAACAGCUCUGCCCAAAUAGCAACCUCAAACACCUAUGGAUAGAAAAUUACAAAGGUGCUGAAUUCCCGAGCUGGCUUGGAGACCAGUCCAUGAAUUUGGAAACAUUAAGACUUUAUGGUUGUGAAAGAUCGGAGAGGCUCCCACCUGUAGGAAGGUUGAGGAAUCUCAAACGUCUGUUCUUGGAAGGACUGCACACAGUCACAGACCUCGGUUCACUUUCUGGUGAUGGUAAUUUUGCAGGAUUUCCAUCAUUGGAGAUGAUCACCAUAUCAAAUUUGAAGAAUCUCGAGAGGGGGUUUGAAUUAGUACAAGAUGAAAUGCCUUGCCUCAGAAAGCUGGUCAUAUCAGACUGCUCCAACUUACUACAACUUCCACAACUUCCAAACUCGCUUGAAGACAUUGAGAUUAGAGAAUGUCCAGCAUUAUCUACUCUACCUAUGCUUUCGUCUCUUCAACAAUUGGUGCUCACAAAAUGUGGACUUGAAAUAAUUGAAUCGAUUCAUCAGUUCACCUCUCUUUCUUCUCUGACCAUUUCCCAAUUUCCACGACUUGGAUCUAUAACAAGAGAGCACCUUCAAGACCUGAGGUCCCUUAGGAAACUGAAGAUUGACCACUGUGACAAUUUUGUUUCACUUUCUUCUCAGCAUCUUGUUUCUCUUGAAACUUUGGAAAUAUCUCAAUGUCAUGCAUUUUCUUCCUUGGCUGGAGAGGGACUGCCAGCCUCGCUCAAAGAUCUUCGACUACAGUCUUGUGGCAACCUCACAUCUUUGCCAGAGGAAGGAAUGUCUGCCUCACUGCAGCACUUGGCCAUUGGCGGAUGCCCAACUCUAGAACAAAGAUGUCAAGUAGGUGGAGGUGAUUGGCACAAGAUACAGCAUAUCCCCCUAAGAGAAAUUGGUGAGAACUCUACAGUCUAAGCUAGGGUUUGCGAAGGCCCCAGCACAAAUUUAGGAAACUGAUACGAAGGUAUGUAUUGU